UAGUCGUACCCCACGCAGCAAGGCGUAUCAGUUGUCUCGGUCCAGAAGAGUGUCGUACGUCACCGCUUAUCUCUAGAUUUUAUAGACCCGCAUUUUGGGUGUCAGUUCUCUCCAAAAUUUGAUAAACUCCACUGUUAGGACAUUUGAUAUUAUUAGGAGCGAGGCGUAUCACAUUAGGUCAUCUGACAGGAAUUCGAGCUGUUGGGUUGGGACUUGGAGCUCAAACCUCCGCUGGUUUCCGUCAUGGCUUUCUCCCCGACGCGGCCGCCGUUAGAUUUGCGAUCCCAUCCCUAGAAAUGCGCUCGACGGCGGCUCGUGCGUGGCCACAGCAGAAGCUGCCGCGUUAGUGCUUGCAGCAGCCCGAACCGCAACUGCAGCCGCAGCCCCAGCCGCAACCGCAGCCGCAAUCGCAACCACCGUGGUCGAAACUGCAGCAUCAGUCGCAAUCAGCUUGCUUCUGUGAGAAAUAUAAAGUUAUCUUGCAACAAUGAUGGACCUACAGCAGCAACAGCAGCAGCAGCAACAACAACAACAGCAGCAGCAGCAACAGCAGCAGCAGCAGCAGCUGGAGCAGCAGCAGCAGCAGCAGAAGAUGAUGUACGCACAGAAUAACGACCAUUUAUACGACCCUAACCACAAUGACCUAAUGACAAUGCUAGGGGGGGGAUUCGGGCAGCCGGGGGGCGGAGCGGGCAUGCGCGGGGGCCGUCCGCCAUCCGAGCACAUAGUGGAGGCGCUCCUGCAGCGGUUCGUUCCGCUGGCGCGCGCGCGGAUAGAGGCGGCUGUGCAGGACGGGCAGGGUCUGAACCUGGAGGACGGCGCGUACGAGAAGGUGCUCGACUCGCUGGCCAUGGUGGCAGCUCACAUGCCCCGCCCGCUGCUGGACGCGCUGCUCAAGUGGCGCGAAGGGGAGUCACCGAAGCUGAUGGAUGAUGCCAAGUUCGGACCAGGCCAAGGGAUGCACAUGCUGCAACGCAAGCUGUUGGUGGAGUGUGUGUUCAUCUCCGCUGCUGUCCGCUUCGUUGACUGCUGCCCUGCUGACGGCCUCACAGAGGAGCUAUGGAGCGGGCUGGAGGACUUCAUGUUCGACUGGUUCGUGCACGCAGAGAGGCUCAUCCCGCAGUCGGAGUUCCCCGGUCUGGUGGAGCUCCGAGGCAAGCUGCUGGACUAUGUGGCGGACCUUGCUGGCGUGCUCUCAGUCAAGCGCUUUGACAGCAUAACCGCUCGUUUCUUUGUGGAGCUGGACACGCGCGCCAUGGAGCAGCCCAUGCGCCUGGAGGGCCUGUCAGCCACAGGCAGCCUGCGCCUGGUGCCGGUGGUGGACCUCUUUGCUCGCGGCAGCGAGCGCUCGCUGGCCAUGGAGUUCAGCGUGCGGCGCUAUGAUGCCACAUCCAACAGGAACGAGCUGCUCAGCGUCGUGCACGGCAUGCGCUUUAUCCGCCUCGAUAUGUCCACCCCAGCAUCGGUCAUGGCGUCGCGCAACUUCCUGCUCAAAGCCAACCCUCUGAGCCGAGCGCCCUCCAAGAAGAAAACCGAGCUGCAGCACGCACUCUGCGCCAUGCUCACGUCGAUCCUGGCCCCGCUCACCGAAAACCCCCGUGCCCGCUGGCCCCCUCUCAAACACUUCGCCGCCGGGGCCAUGGGUGGGGGGCCCGGGGGGGCGGGCGGAGUGGGGGGAGGGGGGAAUGCUGCGGCUGCGGCUGCGGCUGCAGCGGCGGCUGAUGCACUGACGGCGUGGAAUUCGGCGGUGCUGUAUCUGAGGGGGCAGCUGUCGGGGUGGGUGGCGCCACAGUCGACACUGUCGCUGCAGAUGGACAAACAAUCGAGGCACAUCCAGGUGGCGUAUCCCCUGAACACGCUGCUGCUGUGUCUGGGGGACCAGCACUCGUUCGACUCUCUCUUCAACAGCUUCGUUGAAAUGCUCUACAAACACCUCAGGGAGAAGAGCUACCGGGCAGUGGCGCUGGACUGCCUGCACCGCCUCGUGCACUUCUACCUCAGUGUGUACGCUGAUGGCCAACCCAAGAGCCGCGUCUGGGAGAAGCUCGAGGGCAUAACGAAGCAGCUGAUGACGUCUCUGAAGAAGGGCGUGCUGUCGCAGGACAUGCAGCACGACCGGCUCGUGGACCUGUGCGUCACCGUCGCCGCCACCGACCUUGAGUUCGCCAUGAACCACAUGGUCAUCGAGCUGCUUAAAACGGAGGGGCUGGGCGAGGCCAAGGUGGUGGGCCUGCGGGCGCUGCUAGCAGUGGUGGAGAACGCCCUGCACCAGUCCAGCGCGGCCUCGCUCAUGGCUCCCGACCGCAAGUCCUCUGCGCUCGCUGGCUCCGCCAAACCCCUGGGAACCACCCGCCAGGCGCCCCACGUGCCAUUCUUUGGGGCAGGUGGAGGGGGAGGGGGAGGGGGGGGCCUCCCCCCUGGGCUGCCUGCUCCCCCGAUGUCGCAGCAGCAGCAGAUGCUCAUGCAGCAGCAGCAGAAGCAGCAGCAGCUGCAGCAGCAGCAGAGGCAGCAGGGGGUGGGCUCGGGGCAUGCAGCGCACCUGAGUGCGCGGUUUGGGUCGGUGGACUAUGGGAGGCUGGGCGUGGGGCCUGCAGAGACGGCGGUGAUGGCCCCACACAUGCCUCGUGUGCGCGCUGCGCUGGGGGCCAUCAUCAAGCAGUGCCACGCGGCGUUUGGGUCGCUGCUGCUCAUCACGCCCAAGACCACCAUCGACAUGAUGUCCAAGGACAAGGUGCAGAGCUGGCAGGUGUUCAAGUGGGCCCUCCGCUGCAUGCCGCACCUCAUCCCGGAGCAGUGGCGCAACGAUAAGAUGACCGAGAUCAUCCCCGUGUACGCCAUCUCCAUCGACCCGCACGUGCGCGACGAGGCUGUGCAAGUGCUCUUCCGCACUGUGCGCGACCUUCCGCAGUGCCGCUUCCCCAUUCUCCGCGGCAUGGCAAACUUCAUCCUCAAGAUCCCGGACGAGUACCCGCACCUCAUCCACUCGUCCCUCGUCUGCCUUGUUCAGCUGCUCAACGCCUGGCGUAUUUGCCUCGCGUACGAAGCUUCUUCUUCCGCUGCUGCGUCCGGGCAUGGGGGGAGCGCCGGCCCGCUUGCUGGGGGGGGCGCAGGGGGAGCAGGGGGGCCGGGGGGAGGCGGAGGGGCGGAUUUGCUGGCGCGGACCCGGCAGGUGCUGGCGGCACACGGGGGGGAUGAUGGGCUCAGGUUCGACCCGUCGGGUAUGGACGCUGUGGGGCUGAUUUUCCUGUGCUCUGCGGAUAAUAAGAUCCGGCGGACGGCGCUGGAGCUGCUGAGGAAUGUGCGGGCGCUGCAGAGGGACCUGGCGCGGCUGUUUGCUGCGGGGGGCGAGCAGCAGAUGGAGGAGGACCCGCCCACCACGUACAUUAUCGACAUCAUGGAGGAGACUGGGGAGGAGGUGGUGGGCAAGUGCUACUGGGACAACGGCAAGUGGCACGAGCUACAGCCGGAGAGCGAUGCAGACGCGCUGCAGGACGUGUCGCUGCAGCACAUCCUGGAGGGCGCCGACCAGGCGCGCUGGGGGCGCUGCCUCAGCGAGCUCGUCAAGUACUGCGCCGAGCUCUGCCCCUCCUCCGUGCAGGGCGCCAGGUUGGAAGUGGUGGCUCGAAUGACCCCGCUAUCCCCAGCAGACACGUCCGGGAGGCAAGAUAAGGCCGGGUCAGGGGGGGACGGCGACACGAAGCUGGAGCAGUGGCAGCUGUACGCCAUGUUUGCGUGCGCGUGCCCACCGGAGGAUGCGCCUGACGGCGGCGAGCAGAGCAUCAAGGAGCUCGUGCGCCUCGUGCUGCCCAUGGCGCGAUCGGGGGCAGAGUCUGCUGUGUAUGCGGCGACAGUGGCGCUGGGCCAUGCGCAUGCGGGCAUCUGUGAGGCGAUGCUGACAGAGCUCAUGAUGUGGGUUGAGGAGCUGCUGGCGGAGAUAGAGCAGCGCAAGUGGAAGAACCAAAAGGUCCGCAAGGAGGACAUGCGUGUGUUCAUGGCUCAGGUGUACCGCCUGGUGGCGGAGAACCUGUGGCCGGGCGUGCUGCCGCAGCGGCCGUGGCUGCGGCAGCUGUUCCUCAAGUUCAUGGACAGCACCUCGCAGCACGUCUCCAAGGAGACCGGCGACGCCUUCCUCGACGCGCAGCCGCUGCGCUUUGCGCUCUGCUCCGUCGUCCGCUGCCUGUCGAUCGAGCUCAACGGGUGCGCGUCGAAGAGGUUUGACGUGAAGUUGCGGCGGCAGCUGUUUGACCUGAUGGCGUCGUGGUGCGAUGAGGCCGGGGGGUUGGAGAGUAUGACGAGUGAGUACCGAAGGGAGGUGGAACGGACCAAGGCGGUGGCCAUGGCACGGACCAAGGAUGCGGCGGAGAGAGCCGCUGUGGAGAAGGAGCUUAAUGAGCAGGCGGACGCCAUCCAUGGCAUGGCCAUGCAGGCGCUGGCAGCGCUGCUCCACGGGCCGUGCUUUGACGAGGGCCUGAGAAAGAUGUCCGGCAAGGCCGUCACGUGGAUCCGAUCACUCAUGGAGUCUGCUGCCAGCACCGGACAGGCAGCAGCCGGCAUGGGCGGCAUGGGCAUGGGCAUGGGCAUGGGGAUGGGGAUGGGUAUGGGCAUGGGCAUGGGGAUGGGGAUGAUGGGCAUGGGCAUGGGCAUGGGUGGGUCGCCUCGGGAUGUGUUUAACAGGAGGAAAGGGGGGGAGGGGGGGCAUGGGAAGGGCGUGGGCAGCAGGGAGUGGCGGAGCUUGUUUGGGUCGCCGUCGUGGCGGUCCAUGCUGGGGAGGGAGGCGCUGCUGAACCUGCUCAAGACCAACCCCGAUAUUGUGCCCGCUAUCAUCGAUCAGUGCUACAACUCGGAUUCGGAGCUGGCCAACGGGUACUUCACGGUGCUGGCAGAGGUGUACAUGAGGGAGGAGUGUCCGCAGUGCGAGCUGCACCGCCUGCUCUCGCUCAUCCUCUACAAGGUUGUGGACCCCUGUCGCAGCAUCCGAGACGACGCCCUGCAGAUGCUGGAGACCAUGUCCAUGCGCGACUGGGCCGACUACACGUCCUCGUACUCGUCCUCCGCAGGGCGGUACCGCGCGGCCGUGGUGGGGUCGCUGCCCGACAGCUACCAGCAGUUCCAGUUCCAGCUGUCGGCCAAGCUGGCGCACGAGCACCCUGAGAUGAGCGAGCUGCUGUGCGAGGAGAUCAUGCAGCGCCAGCUGGACGCGGUUAACAUCAUCGCUCAGCAUCAGGUGCUGACGUGCAUGGCGCCGUGGAUCGAGAACCUCAACUUUGCGGCGCUGUGGGACAGCGGGUGGAGCGAGCGCCUGCUCAAGUCGCUGUACUAUGUGACGUGGCGCCACGGCGACCAGUUCCCCGACGAGAUUGAAAAGCUCUGGUCCACCGUUGCUGCAAAGAGGAGAAACAUCAUCCCCGUUAUCAACUUCCUCAUCUCCAAGGGGUUGGAGGACUGUGACAGUGCUGGCGGCGAAAUCACGGGCGCGCUGGAGACGUACUUCAGUGUGGCCAAGCGCAUCAGCCUCUACCUCGCUCGCAUCUCCCCCCAGCAGACCAUCGACCACCUGGUGUACGAGCUGUCUCAGCGCAUGUCUGAGGAAGAUGCUGUGGACGUUUCCUCCUCGGCUAACCAAUGGCAGGAAGACAUGUCAGAGAUCCUCAGAUUUUCCCAUGGGUGCAAGCUGACGGACUCGUCAGCAGCAGCGCUGGCAGCAGGCGCCUCUCCCCUCCCUCCGCUUCCAGGGCAGCCCCCCUCGUCGCACUCGCACCACCACCACCGCGCCACCACCACCACGGCGUUUGGCACCGUGCGCUCGCCCUUCGCCUCCUCCUCCGCUGCCACCGCCAUGUCUCCUGCCUCCUCUGACUUCCUCCGCUCCUCCCUCUCAUCUGCUUCCUCCUCCGCUGCCUCCACCCUGCGCUCCAACAGCAUGCGCAUGAACCGCUCGACCUUCGACACCCUCGGCACGUUCACCAUGGACUUUCCCAUCACGCCGCUCCUCGAAACCACCCCAGCGGCACCCCCCGCAGCCCCGACCUCCGCCUCUAAACCCUCCAACCCGGUGCCCAACGCCAUGCUCAUGCUCCCGCACGUGUGGCUCACGCGAGCGGACUUCGCCCUCAUCCUCCUCGCCGAGAUCGCAUAUGAAAACGACGAGGACUUUCGCGGGCACCUGCCGCUGCUGUUCCACGUGACAUUUGUGCUGAUGGACUCCAGCGAGGUGGUGGUGCUGGAGCACGCGCAGCAGCUGCUGGUGAAUCUGCUUUACACGCUCGCUGGCCGGCACCUGGAGCUGUAUGACGCGCGGGACCAGAGCGAGGGCGAGUACAAGCAACAGGUGGUGAGUCUGAUCAAGUACGUGCAGUCGAAGAAGGGCAGUCUCAUGUGGCCCAGCGAGGACAUCUCCCUCACGCACACGUCCAUCCCCUCCGCCACUCUCCUCACAUCCCUCGUGCACUCCGUGGUCGACGCCAUCUUCUUCCAGAGCGAUCUGCGCACGCGCUGGGGCGAAGAGGCCCUCAAGUGGCUCCUCGACAGCGCGUCCCGCCACGCAGCGGCCCGCUCGCACCAGAUGUUCCGCGCGCUCCGCCCGCACGUCACCUCCGACACUUGCCUCCUCCUGCUGCGCUCCCUGCAGCGCUGCUUCUCCAACCCUUCCCCUCCGAUUCUCGGGUUCGUCAUGGAAAUUCUUCUCACCUUACAGGUGGCCGUCAACUCCAUGGAGCCGGAGAAGAUGAUUCUCUACCCGCAUGUCUUCUGGGGGUGCAUUGCGUUGCUGCACACGGACUAUGUGCACGUGUACACCCAUGCACUAGAGCUCUUUGGCAGUGUCAUCGACCGGCUCUCCCUGCACGAUCAGACCACGGAAAAUAUCCUCCUCUCUGCCAUGCCACUCCUGCAGGCCCAUUCGGGGCGGGGGGGGAGGGGAGGAGCAGGUAGCGGGAAGGACGAGGACGGUGGAGGGGGGGGGAGUGGGUCGGCGCAGCAGGGAGGGCAGGGGCAAGUGCUGUCACAGCAGCAGCAGGAGGUCGUAUCAGGUCUUCAAUUCCAGAAAGUCCAGCGGCUCGUGCUGAAGGGACUCCUCUCGGGAGUAUCCCACGGGGUGGCUAUCGACGUCCUCUCCAAGAUCACCAUGCGUUCGUGCGACCGGAUCUUUGGCGAUGGGAACACGCGGCUGCUGGUGCACGUGGUGGGGCUGCUGCCGUGGCUGUGCGUGCAGCUGCAGUACGGUGCAGACGCAGCCAUGGGGCUGCUGGUGCUGUCGUCGCUGCUGCAGCAGCGCCUGGAUAAGGCGCGUGCCGUGGCAAUGAAGAUCGCCAAGUGGUGUGUGCAGUGCGACCUGCAGGCCCUGGCCGAUGUGUUCUUCUCAUACGCCAACGCCGUCACCCUCACAGUGGACGAGCUGCUAGAGAGCGUGGCGCCGCCCAUCUGCGCGCAGUGGUUCCCAGACCACACUCUCCUGGCCCUGGGCCACCUGCUGGCCAUGCUGGAGAAGGGCCCCAUGGAGUACCACCAGAUGGUGCUACUCAUCCUGCAGGCUCUCCUGCGCCGCACGUCCCUAGACGCCACUCAGAGCCCCCUGCUCUAUGCGUCCGUCUCGCGCUUGCUCGACAGCGGGCACUGCCGGGAGGAGGCGUUAGGUGUCCUGGAGGCGAUUUUGGACAGCUGUGCUGCCACAAUUCACAGGCCUGCUGGUUCUGCUUCUGCUGCUGCUGCGGCGGCAGCAGCUGCAGCUGCAGCAGCGGCUGCGGCGGCGGAUUAUUCCCCUGGGUUUUCGGCCGAGUUGCUGCCAUCGCCGGACUUGGCGCUGAUGCUGACGCAAGAGGCACUGGCCCGGGUGUUGGACUCGUAUGGGGGUGGGAGGCGCAAUGCCAAGGAGUUGAAGCGGCUUGUGCCGUUUGUUGAUGCGGGAGCAGGGGCAGGAGGGUCGACUGGGGGUGGGGGAGGGGGGAGUGGUAUGCAUGGUGGGAGAAGGGAUUAGUGGAAAAGUUGGAGAGGAAGUGGUGACAUGACAUGAUGCGAGGGAAUUUGAGGCCACCACUGUAUGGAAGGGAGUUGAUAUGCGAUAUGUUGCACAUCUUCUAUGAUGUGCCACUGGUGAACUGUGUUAUUGAGAAAGCUUGCUACUUGAAGUGCAAAUGGCAUCGUUCUCAUUCCA
Molecule: messenger RNA, 8149 nt
Organism: Closterium sp. NIES-67
Lineage: Eukaryota; Viridiplantae; Streptophyta; Zygnematophyceae; Desmidiales; Closteriaceae
Source: the annotation of a GenBank genome assembly